AUGACUGGAAUUCGUGAACAGUUGAAUACCCUUAUGCAAAUGAUGCAAAGAAAUAAUUUGCAACCCCAACAGAGGCAAGCACUUAGGAUGCCACGAAAUGAUUUUAUAGAAGCUGACGAAUAUCCAAAUGGGGAUGAUGAGAUUCCACCGUUUAGGGGAAGUAGUUCGCCCGAGGAAUACUUGGAGUGGAUCCAGAAGGUUGAAAAGGUGUUUGAAUGGUAUGAAUAUUCUGAAGAAAGGAAGUGCAAGGUGGCAGCACUUGACUUUACGGAUUAUGCUCAUUUAUGGUGGGAAAACUUAAAGAUUCAGAGGAGAAGGGAUGGAGAAGAGGAGAUUAGAACGUGGGCAACUAUGAAAAGAGUGAUGAAGAAGAGAUAUGUUCUUGAUUACUAUAAAAAGGAGCUAUACAUCAGGCUUCAGAAUUUGCGACAAGGAUCUUUGAGCGUGGAAGAGUAUGUGAAAGAGUUUGGGUUGCUGCUGAUUCGAUGUGAAUUGAUGGAACCCCAAGAGCAAACAAUAGCUAGAUUUCUUGGAGGGUUGAUGAAGGAUAUAACUAAUGUUGUUGAAUUACAGUCCACAACAAGGGCUGUUUCUACACCUAAACAAACAUGGAGCACACCUAAACGAGCUGAGAAGGUGGAGUUUAGAAAGGGGAAUACCAGUUCCAAUUCUUUGAAGGGAAAGGAGAAGGUGACAGAACCUGAACAUCCUAGGAGGUCUUGGGACAUCAAGUGUUUCAAGUGCUUAGGACAUGGGCACAUUGCUUCGGAAUGUCCAAAUAAAAGGGUGAUGAUUUUGCAUGGGGAUCAUGGAGAUCUGAUUAGUGGAGAUGAGGUUAAAAGUGAAGAUGAAGAUGAGGUACAAGUGGCUGAACAAGAAGAGGAUUUCGAACCAGUGAAGGGAGAUUUUUUGGUUAUGCAACGGGUUCUGAAUGCACAAAUUGACGUUAGUGAUGAGCAACGCAAGAACAUCUUUCAUACUCGAUGUCAGAUUCGAGAUAAGGUGUGUGGGAUGAUCAUUGAUAAUCGAAGUUGCACAAAUGUUGGGUCAACAACCUUGGUGGAGAAAUUGGGUUUAACUACCCUUCCACAUCUCAGGCCGUAUAGUUUGCGAUGGCUGAAUGAGAAUGGGGAAAUUCGGGUGACAAAGCAAAUUUUACAGGCACCCGAGUUAGAAUUGAAACCUUUGCCCGAUAAUUUGAAGUAUGUAUUCAUUGGCGACAACAAUACACUUCCCGUUAUUAUAGCAUCAGGUUUGACAAAUACGCAAGAGGAAAAACUUGUGAAAUUGUUAUGUGAUCACAAGACGGCCAUUGGAUGGACUUUAGCUGACAUCAAGGGCAUUAGUCCCUCAAUGUGUAUGCAUCACAUACUAUUGGAGGACAAUGUGAAACCAACAAGGGAAAUGCAAAGGAGGUUGAACCCGCCUAUGAUGGAGGUAGUGAAAACCGGAAUCACGUUGGUGAAAAACAAAAAUGAUGAGCUCAUUCCUACUCGCAUCUCGAGUGGAUGGAGAAUGUGUGUUGAUUACAGAAAGCUAAAUCUUGCUACACGCAAAGAUCAUUUUCCAUUACCAUUCAUGGAUCAAAUGCUUGAACGCCUAGCAGGUAAGUCUUUUUAUUGCUUUCUUGAUGGAUAUAGUGGAUACAAUCAGAUUGUUAUUAAUCCUGAGGAUCAAGAAAAGACUACAUUUACAUGUCCAUUUGGUACAUAUGCAUAUAGGAGAAUGCCCUUUGGUCUCUGUAAUGCACCUGCAACUUUUCAAAGAUGCAUGAUGAGUAUUUUUUCUGACUAUGUUGAAAGAAUAAUUAAGGUUUUCAUGGAUGAUUUCACAGUGUAUGGUGAUUCUUUUGAUAAAUGUCUAGAAAAUUUAUCUUUGAUCUUGAAAAGGUGCAUUGAAACUAACCUUGUCUUAAACUAUGAGAAGUGUUAUUUUAUGGUAGAACAAGGAAUAGUUCUUGGGCAUGUUGUGUCUUCACGUGGAUUAGAGGUUGAUAAAGCUAAAAUAGACGUUAUUUCAUCAUUGCCUUACCCCUCCUGCGUGAGGGAAAUUCGUUCUUUUCUUGGCCAUGCAGGUUUCUAUCGACGCUUUAUUAAAGAUUUCUCAAAGAUUACAGCACCCUUGUGCAAACUAUUAGCCAAAGAAGUGGAUUUUGUGUUUGAUCAAGCAUGUAAAGAUGCCCAUGAUGAGCUUAAGAGGCGUGUCACAUCUGCCCCUAUCAUCCAACCACCAAAUUGGGAUGAGCCUUUUGAGAUAAUGUGUGAUGCAAGUGACUAUGCGGUAGGGGCUAUCCUUGGGCAAAGAAUUGGGAAGAAUUUGCAUGUUAUCGCCUAUGCUUCCCGCAUGUUGGACGGUGCACAAUGCAAUUACCAUACAACUGAGAAGGAACUUUUUGCAGUGGUGUUUGCUCUUGAAAAAUUUAGGUCAUAUCUAUUUGGUACAAAAGUCAUUGUUUUUACUGAUCAUGCAGCUUUAAGGUAUCUUUUGAAGAAAAAGGAGUCCAAACCAAGAUUGAUUAGGUGGAUCUUGCUUUUACAAGAAUUUGAUCUUGAGAUCAAAGACAAAAAAGGUGCCGAAAAUCAUGUGGCUGAUCACUUGAGCCGACUAAGGACUGAGGAUAUACAAACCGAAACAAUAAGAGAGACAUUCCCCGAUGAGCAGUUGUAUGUGUUACAUUCCUCUACAAGACCAUGGUAUGCUGAUUUGGUGAACUAU
Molecule: messenger RNA, 2715 nt
Organism: Populus nigra (black poplar)
Lineage: Eukaryota; Viridiplantae; Streptophyta; Magnoliopsida; Malpighiales; Salicaceae
Exons: 5
Molecular function (GO): nucleic acid binding; zinc ion binding
Source: RefSeq, a predicted model, not a curated record